Messenger RNA from Talaromyces proteolyticus, 3556 nucleotides. Its product is annotated as putative ankyrin repeat-containing protein. Lineage: Eukaryota; Fungi; Ascomycota; Eurotiomycetes; Eurotiales; Trichocomaceae. Gene Ontology annotation, molecular function: protein binding. Gene Ontology annotation, cellular component: cytoplasm; nucleus. The record is from RefSeq and is a predicted model, not a curated record. The transcript has 4 exons. Bases 1 to 3363 code for a protein of 1120 amino acids.
AUGUUGGCACACUAUAUCCCUUUGUUUUUCUGCUUGGCAGUAUGUGUAUCGGCAGAUGGAUGGGACGACUUUACGAAUAAUCUCGCAACGGAUUUGGCGCCUUUAAUAACUCUCUUCGGCGAGCGGAUUACCAUACAAUGUCUUUCUGAGUCGACCUCAAUUCUCGACGACAUUAUCUUUGCCCUCGCUCCACUAGGUGUUCUGACAGCAGUUGUGUCUGCGAUUCGAGUCUGUGGCAACUCCACGCUCCGCGCAUUCAUCGGCAGGGCCCAAGAAGACCCCGGUUCUGUUGAGAGAGAGCUGCUCUCAUGUGUUUCAGAUUCGACCGCUGAGAUAUUCAGCGACUCUGGGGUUUCCAGAAUAACCGGCAAUCCGAAGAUCCUAGAAGUCGUUAUCGACGAAAAUCCAAAGAAUGAUGGAAUGCUGGAUAUUAAAAAGGUGAGAGAAAUCGCAAAAAGCAACUCGCCAUCGGAUCUAGAGGACGAUAUCCGACCUCCAAAUCUAUCUUUGAACAAAGGUAUCAGAAGGCGAACCCAGUUCUGGUUUUACUUAGCCGCGAUCUUUGGUGUUGGGCUGCAAGCUGGUGUUAUUAUAUUUGCCAUUCUUACUGUUUCUCGUUGGGCGCAGGCCUUUCAGAAAAACGGACAUGCCGUGGAUAGCUACGCUUUGCCUAUGUUUAUUAUCGGCACCGCUCUCCUCGCUCUAGGGAUGUUCUUUUGUGCCUUAGUCGUGGAGCGCUUUUCAGCAAAGCAUUAUUUCCCUAUGCCAAGCGGCAGCAGCAGAGUAUACUGGGUGCAGCCAGGAAACCAGAUGGUGGGCGACCAGGUAUUUCCGGCUUUUGUCGGUAGAACAGACAAAGGCGCUAUUUAUACCCGCUCUGUAAGACAUCGUUCCCCAGAUAAACUGUGGUACCUAAGCAAAGAAGUCUGGCUCAUACAUAUCGUCGCCCUGACAAUGAUUGGCUUUGUGAUGCAAUUUAUUGGUCAGCGUGGUCUCCAUUCCUCUGUAACUCUUGCUCAGUUAGGGUCUACCAUGGUUAUGACUGCAGUCAGAACCAGUCUUCGCGCGCAGAGAAUGCACGAAGACGACAACAUGCUCGGACGUGACCAAAAGAUGGUAUCCAACGGGGGACAUGAGUUGGAUUGGCUUGCGUUCUCUCUAAUGAAAAUCCAGUCGUUUGAAAUUUGUCCCAUUACGACUUCUACUGCGCAAAACUCUGAAGAGACACCGCAUUGUAUUGUACAAAAUCUUAUCAAAACACGUCAAAGACUUCGGGAACUGGCAGGCCUACACUGGAAUGAGACUUCCAUAGUCAAAGCGGCAGAAAAAUUGGCCCAAGCAAUAUAUAAGUGUAUCCUCCUUGAACCAGGCUCUCAAUUCACACUAAACAUACCGAUUGAGGUUCAAGAAGAAAAGACUUCCGAAACCAUGCGCGAAGUGUUUGAAAUACCGAUAUCAAUUGAUAAGAAUUACAAGUCCUAUAUAAAUAUUUUCGAGCCGAUUCUCGGGUUAUACGUGUGGUCUAUCAAACGAGCAAACCCUGAAUUAGAUGAGACGUGUCAGUAUUCCUUUUUCAAGGCGUUUCGAAUCAACAACAAGAAUGCUCAUCAGAAACGCCUUCUUUUACGAAAAUGGAUUAAUGCAGUAUCUUUUACUGAUCAGGCUCAGCAGCCUGCCAAAUUCCUCAAGCGUUGCCAGACAUUCGGCAACACGAAAAGUUCCACAGGCAUACAAGGGAACGAUGACGACGUUCUCAUUACAGUUACCUCCAGUCUCUAUGCGCUUGCAGCUCAAGACAUCUUUACUCAUAUAUUUUCUUCCAUGUCAAAACAUUUUAAAAACACUUCUGCAGGAACUUAUAUCUCAGGAUUCGAUGAAAGCAGCUUCAUAGCGCGCAAUGGUAAUUUAGAAUCGGCGAAGGAGGCGUUUAUAAACGCAGGACUAGGGGACUCUGUGGAGGCAGCCCUAUGUAUAUUACCAGCACUUUAUGAUCGACAACUGAUACCUGAAAUCUCGUUAAACACUUGUGAGCUGCGUGAACAAAUAAAAGAGUUCGUCAAGGCUCGGGAAUAUGACAAAGCCCUCACAAUGAGCGAAUGGCUAUGUUGUUUGUGCGAUUACGAACAAGUCGAGCGCUCACUUGUCGAGUACGGCUUUUUGAAUCUACAAUGCCUUAUGGAUCCGUAUUUUGGAAUAAGAGGCACUAGCUUCGAAUAUAUUGCGGCUAUCGUGAACCCAACUGCUGAAAACCGCUCAGCUCAGUUAAGUUAUGAUUUACUUGACAAAUUGGCUAGCAAGCCUCAAAAAGAAUGGUGGGAAAAAUUCCGAAAAGAGAUGCACUGGAUGGCGAUAGGCAUAUGUCAGUAUCAAGCCAAGCAUAACUUACAAGAAAGUACGGGGCAGCUUUUACGAAGUGUACAAACACGGCUCGGGCCUGGAUCGCCAUUCAACGAGAUUGAUCCCGACUCGGAGUUUACGGCAUUGUUACAUGGUGCUUUACUAGAUCUGUGGUUUGGCACAGUUGGAUGGGCCGUUUUGGACGAUGAAUACGUCUACCAGAAGGUCCUUGACUGGCUUGUUGAGAAUGACCACAGCCUGAUCCUGGAGUGGCUCAUCAUACAACUCACUGGCAAUGUAUUUCCUCGCUUUAAUGAGGAGAAAAUAACCGAAAUGGCGAGCUUCGCUGCAAGCAAACAGUACAACAAUGUCAUCCAGAUGCUAGCACGUCACAUUGAAAGGGACCAAUCCCUUCAGGGCGAAAUAGUUUCAAAUCUAGCGCUACAGGGAGAUGCAAAGACACUAGAAAUGAUUUUUGGAUGUUGGGAAGAGGCGGUGCUUACGACAGCCCGCGAGAUUGCUUUACUCAGAGCAGCAGGGAAUAAGCAGUUAUCAGUCAUCGAGGCCAACAUUCAACAUGGUGUCAAUUUGCAUGCAUGUGACAGUACCCAGGAGACAGCUUUAAUGAAAGCAGCAGCAAAUGGAGAUGCUGCCAGUGUCACUCUGAUACUUAAACAUAUAUAUCCGGUGAAUAUUGAUACUUGCAACGUGGAGGGAGACACUGCCUUGAUAAUGGCUGCGGCACUGGGUCAUGCUAGGGUUGUUGAGAUUCUUGUCGACAAUGGGGCAGAUGUCAAUAGGACUGGAAAGGGGGGCAGGACGGCAUUAAUGGCGGCAAUCUCCGUCAAAAGUCUACCAGUUGUUCGUUAUCUUCUGUCUCGAAACGCCGAUGUUCACGUGCAAGAUUAUAGCCAAGCCACCGUGCUGGAUGCAGCUAUAUACGUGGGAUUCGAUGGACCCUGGAAGGAAGGCUGCGAGCUUUUGGAACAAGCAGGGGCUACUCGUGGUUUACACCAACGCAAAUAAAUGUCUUCAAUUGAGUAUAGACUAUAUAUAUGAAUAUACAUUGCACAUAUACCGUGUUUUUGACCAUGAACAAAAGACGGUAAAUAAGGUAGAAAUGAAAUUACAAGCCGAAACCCCAGUUUCAAAUCAUCCACUUGCUGUGCUUGCACCAAUAUGCAUGGCGAAAGCAUUAACAUUCCUCGUCUGUAGGUAA